Molecule: messenger RNA, 1291 nt
Organism: Sabethes cyaneus
Lineage: Eukaryota; Metazoa; Arthropoda; Insecta; Diptera; Culicidae
Product: zinc finger protein 184-like
Exons: 4
Coding region: 71-1291 (406 amino acids)
Biological process (GO): regulation of transcription by RNA polymerase II
Cellular component (GO): nucleus
Molecular function (GO): RNA polymerase II cis-regulatory region sequence-specific DNA binding; zinc ion binding; DNA-binding transcription factor activity, RNA polymerase II-specific
Source: RefSeq, a predicted model, not a curated record
CUAGCACUAUUUUCUUUAUUCCUGUAGAAUUCAUUCAAUUUAUAUUUUCAACAAUCUAAUUAUUUCGUAAAUGGAGCGAAUUUGUAGACUGUGCCUGCAAGAUGAACCGAACUUAGGACCUAUCAAAGAUUAUUCGAUCAAUUGGCCCGAUCAAAACGACGCAGAAUCCGAAAAUUUCACCCAGCUUAUUCUUCGAUAUUUAUCUAUACAGGUAAUUAAGCCAGAACAACCCACUUCGGAAACUGUGAUUUGCAGCAAUUGUCGAUCUGCGAUUGUAGAUUGGCACAAUUUUCGUGAGUGCUGUCUUCGAAAUGACGGACUAUAUCUGAAACUUCUUUCUGAAGUAUCCUCUGUAGACGAUGGUUUACUUCAGGUGUCCGAGACAGCAGGAAACGACAUCGAGCCUGAUGAACCAAAACAGGAAGAAACAACCGCAGAUUGUAAUGAAGCCGCUGGUGAAGACGAUGAUGAUGAUGAUGAUGACGAUGAUGAUCACAACUCGACACGAAUUGAUUUCUACGAGGUGGAUCUAGAAGAUCAAAAACCAGAGCCAGAAUCUCUUGAAGACUCGUCUUCAAAAAUACCUCUCAAAAAACGUGGACGACCACGAAAGGAAAAUACCACUAAAAAACCGAAUGUUCCCAAGUCUCAAGUUUCAGAAAUAUGCGAAACAGGAAAGAAACGUGGUAGACCCAAGUUGGCUGUUAAAUCAGAGAGAAGAGCAGAAGUUUGCCCAAUGUGUGGAAAAUUUAUUAAAAAUAUGUCCGAGCAUAUGAGGAUCCAUAACAACGAAAAAAGACAUCAAUGUCCAUUUUGUCCAAAAGCGUUCGUGAGCGCCUCCAACUACAGUUCACAUGUCAAUAUUCAUACGCGUGCAAAAAUGUACAAAUGCGAUCUCUGUGACAAGCAAUACCCUAUGCUGAACGGGUUAAAACAGCAUCGGAUAACACAUUUUAAAGAUCGAGUGUAUUUGUGUCCUGUAUGUGGUAAAGCAUAUUACCAACCGACCGGAUUGGCACGGCACAAGCGAACUCAUUUCGAGGAACCGAAAAUUAAAUGCUCCGAAUGCGAUAAGAUGUUUCUUUCCAACGGUGAUCUUCGGAAGCAUUUCACUAAGCAUCUGGAUGAGAAACCCUUUGCCUGCGAAAUCUGUGGCCGGGCGUUCAGAAGGAAGGACAAUUUAGUGACGCACUUGAAAACCCAUCGGCCUACAACUAAGCGGAGUAGUGCCGGGGUUGUACAAAACCAAGUACCAACGGCGCUUGAGCUUUCGACGAUAGCGGAAGGUUGA